Molecule: messenger RNA, 2251 nt
Organism: Chenopodium quinoa (quinoa)
Lineage: Eukaryota; Viridiplantae; Streptophyta; Magnoliopsida; Caryophyllales; Amaranthaceae
Product: ultraviolet-B receptor UVR8-like
Exons: 5
Coding region: 220-687 (155 amino acids)
Cellular component (GO): cytoplasm
Molecular function (GO): guanyl-nucleotide exchange factor activity
Source: RefSeq, a predicted model, not a curated record
UAAACGGAGUACUCGUAGCACACAACGGUGGCGGUGACAUAGCUAAAGAAAACAUACUAUAUCACCCCUCUUAUAAAAUUGAUCUACUACUCCAACAUUCCAACUCAAUAGUCAAUAAGCCAAUUAGCCAAACUAAGUAAUUUAAUCUCUUCUUACGCUGUGUUGUGCAGCACUGUACAUUCACCUUAGAAAUCAAAACUCAAGAAUAAGAAAUAGAAAAUGGCAGAUGUCACAGAAAGUCCAGGAUUACCAACCCGCAACCCAGCACACAAGAUCGUCGCCGUCGCCGCCGGCGAAGCUCAUACUCUCGCACUUUCCGGAGAUGGGAAGGUAUAUUCAUGGGGAAGAGGCACAUUUGGGCGACUUGGGAAUGGUUCUCAAUCGGAUGAGAAUCAUCCAGUGCCAAUUAAAUGGGAUAAUAAUGAUGAUUUGCAAGAUGAGAAGUGUCCCAAAUUUGUUGGGGUUGCUGCUGGUGCUUAUCAUAGUCUUGCUCUUGCUGAUAGCCAACUUGGAUUUGAAGGAGAAAAUGUGUCAGUUCCCUGUCAAUUAGGUACGUUAGCUCAGUUGAAUUCUCCCCGAUCUCUUGGUGAUGACUCAGAAGGAAAGAGUAAAAAUCCACUGAAGGUUUGUGCAAUCAAAGCAGGUGGAAUGAUGUCAUUUGCAAUUGAUAACCUUGGGGCACUCUAGAUGUGGGGCAACAUCCCACAGCAAAGCAGUCCUGAUGACAAUACAUUCACACUUAUUAGUGUUCCAAACCCAAUUCCAAUGUUCGAUUUUUACGGUCACACAGUUGUUAAGGUGGCAUGUGCAAAUGAGCAUGUUGUUGCACUAGUCAGUGCUGGUGAAAAACAUGUUGGUGAUGAUCUUGUGUGUUACACUUGGGGUAACAAUAAUCAUGGUCAACUAGGUUUGGGAGAUACAGAGAGCAGAUCACAUCCCCAGGCUGUUGCACAGUUCAGCGAGGGAUCUGCUUGGAGAGCUUAUGAUGUGGCUUGUGGAUCUUUUCACACUGUUGUACUUACUUUCAAGAAGCAACCGAGUGAUACAUUAGCUAGUGUCUGUUGGACAUUUGGCCUUGGAGAAAACGGUCAGCUUGGACAUGGUACAACCCAGAGUUCCUCACUCCCUGAACCCGCUAGAGAAUUGCCAGAAAAUGCUUAUUUUGUUUCCGUAGACUGUGGAUUGCUUCAUACAAGUGUAGUUUCAUCUGCUGGGGAAGUGUGGUCAUGGGGGAUGGAAAAGGGUCUAGGGCUUUGCCCUGAUGUGAGCUUUUCGGGUGUGGAUCAUGGAGAUGCAAUCUUGCCGCUGCAAUUCUCAUGCAAUGGGAGCAAUUUUCCUGACCCUGUAGAAGUUGCAUGUGGGGCAGCACACACUGUCCUAGUCGCAGAUGAUGGUUACAAGCUCUGGUCUUGGGGACGAGGAAGGAGUGGAGUUCUCGGUGAUGGUAAGGUUAGUGAUUCUUACUCUCCGACAAUGGUUUUGUGGCCCCCGCUAUCAGAAGAUUUCAGCGACGGUUUGAACAUAGAGUCAAAGAAGCCUAAAGAAGGAGGUGAAAAGACAGAAGUUGAUGAAAAGUUGUCUUCAGCAAUGGAAGAGAUGAAACUCUUGCAAUCAAAACUUUCGGUGAUGGAAAGUUAUGUAAGCGUUCUUCAUGGCUCACUCUUUGGGAAGCCUUUUGAAGAGAGUGAUAUUCCAGCCUCAUUGAUCGAGUCUGAUUCUUUUGAUGUUGGAAAAGCAUGGCAAGGUAUGUUGGAGGCAGCAGAUGGUAAAGAGCUAAGGCGUUUAGAAAUGUUCUACGGAAAUAUGCUAGACGGGGUCAAGGAUAAGAUAAUGAAGAGGAAAAUUCAAGAGAUUGUGAAGGAGCACCUUCAGUCUUCCAGUACUACUCAAUAUUGAUUUGCUGUGGGAUAAUUAUACUCACAAAUGCAGGGAUUACUCUGUUAAUAUAUACGAAGUAUGAUCAAUAAGUUGGCAAGCUUUACUUAAUUAUACAAGAUUUUGCAGGUAUGUCAACAAAAAUUUCUGUAAUUUGUGAAAUCAGUACAGUAUGUCAGUAUGUAUACAAUACAGAAUACUUCAAAAAAAAAAAAAUUAAUUUUUUUUUUGGGUUAAUAUAGAAGUUUGUUGAAAUUUUACAUUAAGCUAUGGUGGUAUGUAAAAAUAUAAUUGUUUUUAUAUGACUUACAUUGGGUGAUUAAUCUGAUUUUGGAGUUAAAUUUUACGAAGUAUAAUACUACUUAUUCAUUGGUAC